AUGCUGUUUUCACUUCGCAUCCUGAGUUCUGCUGCUCUUAUGGCAGUCGCAGCUUAUUGCAAGCAGCUCAUCCUCAAUUUUGAUGAUAUCGCCAUCUCAAACGACAAUGGGUGUGCUAAUUCAACCCUCGAUGCGUUUACUACCUAUCAUGAUAUACUUGUUUCAGAUGCUUUUGGCACAGCUAGGGUUCUCAAUGCCACUAAAACCCCAGCUUGCAAUUCUUUCAUAGACGAGAAAACAAGUUUAGCCUUGUUUGGUCGAGCAUCCUCGCCUUCCAACGUGUUAUUUAUCAGCGCAAUGCUUGACGCCCAGAUUUUCGCUGGUAUAGGUGUAUCGUUGAUAAACGAGGCAUCGUUUGAUAUAUGGCCCGUCUUUACAGACGCUGAGCGUAAUUCGAGCAAUGUAACUGUUAGAGUUUCUACUUUGUUUUCUGAUUUUGGCAAUGUCGACAUUAGCCAUGCGUUUGAUUUCCACACUGCAACCGAUGGAUGGGGUCCUUAUCACGUCAGCGCUACUUCAAAUGGCGUCGAGUAUCAAUUUCUUGAGGUUGACGUAGUGCUUCCGGAUGAGGACACUCAGCAGGGAGGAAAGCUUCCCGCCUUUUUCGUCGAUAGCCUUGUUUUGGAGAGUACAGAUUAA
This is a messenger RNA of Trichoderma aggressivum f. europaeum, 639 nucleotides long. RefSeq lists its product as uncharacterized. The coding region runs from base 1 to 639 and encodes 212 amino acids. The transcript has 4 exons. The record is from RefSeq and is a predicted model, not a curated record. NCBI's taxonomy places the organism in Eukaryota, Fungi, Ascomycota, Sordariomycetes, Hypocreales, Hypocreaceae.